Molecule: messenger RNA, 1053 nt
Organism: Knipowitschia caucasica
Lineage: Eukaryota; Metazoa; Chordata; Actinopteri; Gobiiformes; Gobiidae
Source: the annotation of a GenBank genome assembly
AUGAUCCAGGAGAGGACCCAGGAGAGGACCCAGGAGAGGACCCAGGAGAGGACCCAGGAGAUGAUCCAGGAGAGGACCCAGGAGAGGACCCAGGGGAGGACCCAGGAGAGGACCCAGGAGAGGACCCAGGAGAGGACCCAGGAGAGGACCCAGGAGAGGACCCAGGAGAGGACCCAGGAGAGGACCCAGGAGAGGACCCAGGAGAGGACCCAGGAGAGGACCCAGGAGAGGACCCAGGGGAGGACCCAGGAGAGGACCCAGGAGAGGACCCAGGAGAGGACCCAGGAGAGGACCCAGGAGAGGACCCAGGAGAGGACCCAGGAGCCUCCGGAUAAUAGAUGUGAAGGAGACGUAACGGUCAGAGAAGGAGACGUAACGGUCAGUGAAGGAGACGUAACGGUCAGACAAAGAGACGUAACGGUCAGACAAAGAGACGUAACGGUCAGUAAAGGAGACGUAACGGUCAGAGAAGGAGAUGUAACGGUCAGAGAAGGAGACGUAACGGUCAGAGAAGGAGACGUAACGAGAAGGAGACGUAACGUAACGGUCAGAGAAGGAGACGUAACGGUCAGAGAAGGAGACGUAACGGUCAGUAAAGGAGACGUAACGGUCAGAGAAAGAGACAUACCGAGAAGGAGACGUAACGUAACGGUCAAAGAAGGAGACGUAACGGUCAGAGAAGGAGACUUAACGGUCAGAGAAGGAGACGUAACGGUCAGUAAAGGAGACGUACCGGUCAGUAAAGGAGACGUAACGGUCAGAGAAAGAGACGUAACGGUCAGAGAAGGAGACGUAACGGUCAGUAAAGGAGACGUAACGGUCAGAGAAGGAGACGUACCGGUCAGUAAAGGAGACGUAACGGUCAGAGAAAGAGACGUAACGGUCAGUGAAGGAGACAUAACGGUCAGUAAAGGAGACGUACCGGUCAGAGAAGGAGACGUAACGGUCAGUAAAGGAGACGUAACGGUCAGAGAAGGAGACGUAACGGUCAGAGAAGGAGACGUAACGGUCAGUGAAGGAAUCGUAACGGUCAGAGAAGGAGACGUAACGUAA